Messenger RNA from Stegastes partitus (bicolor damselfish), 3982 nucleotides. It is a transcript of the gene armc9, whose product is annotated as armadillo repeat containing 9. Gene Ontology annotation, cellular component: ciliary tip; ciliary basal body; centriole. Gene Ontology annotation, molecular function: protein binding. The coding region runs from base 240 to 2768 and encodes 842 amino acids. Lineage: Eukaryota; Metazoa; Chordata; Actinopteri; Pomacentridae. The record is from RefSeq and is a predicted model, not a curated record. The transcript is spliced from 26 exons. Gene Ontology annotation, biological process: cilium assembly.
UACGGUUGCUAGCUAAUGGCUAACUAACGGAGAUAAAGUGUAAUUAAAGACCACAGCCGAUGCCGAAAAUGGAUUCUAUGAGUUUUAGCUGCGGAUGAACGCCUCGAAAUGUUUGUAAAGCCUACAUUCACCAAGUAAAUGUUGCGAGAGUGAGAAUGCUCACAGGAAGUACAAACGCUACUGAAUGAGAGCACAAGUCUUUGCUGUCAGAAGGUGUUUUGAAGAUUUCAGGCACUCACAUGAAUUCGAGGGAGGCAGCCAAGAUGGGGGACAUCUUGGCAACUGAGGCGGACCUCCUUGGGAUGAUUAAAGAGUAUCUCAAGUUUGAGGAGUUUGAAGACACUGUUCACAGUUUUGACAAGGACUGCCAAAGCAAAGGGAAGCUUGUCUCAAAGCCUCGAGGAAGUAACCUCAGAGACUCAAAGACUCGCGUUGUUCAGAAAGACCUCCUUUGCUCUUUUGAUGAUGGAGACCACAAGGUGUUCUUUGAACUGUGGACAGAGAAUAUUCCCUCAGAAGUAAAAGACACAGAUGCUGUGGCCCUGAGCUUGGAGUUCUACCUUCAAAUUCACUUUACCAUCUACCCACUGAGGAGGCACCCUAGUAGACAGGACCGGGCUGAGUUUGAGGAGAGGAUUUCCUACUUCAAGCAGUACCUGGAAACUCGGGGAGCAGCACUGAGCCAGACCACAGAGUUUUUGUCUUACUAUGCUUUGCCGUUUGUUCCCAACCCCACCGUCCACCCCUCCUUCAAAGAUCUUUUUCAGGAUUCCUGGAUACCACAGUUGAAGGAUAAGCUGGAGCAGUUCCUGUCUGUGACACUGAAGCCGUCCAACACCCCGAGGCUGAUGACCUUAUAUAAGGAGGGUGGAAGGAGUACUAAAGAGGCUAUGCAGCAGUUACAGCUCCAGCUGGUUGAAUCCGACCGGCGCAUAACAAGCUACAUGCGGAAGUUCAGCAAGAUGCAGGCCGACUACCAAAACCUGAUUGGAAUCACUGCCGAGCUGGUCGACUCAUUGGAGGCCACUGUCAGCGGAAAAAUGAUCUCCCCUGAGUACCUGCAGAGUGUAUAUGUUCGCCUGUUCAGCAGCCAGAUGAGGCAGAGCGUGGUCCAGAGCACUGACUUCACCAGGCCCGGCACCGGAUAUUACUCUAUGAGUCCCUAUGAUGAUGGCUAUGCCUCUUCUAUGCUGCGAGCAUCCAUUGCACCACAAAGACCUAAGGACGUACCAAUGUUGCCCUCAUUAGACUACGAGAAGCUGAAGAAAGACCUGCUUGAAGGUGCUGAUAGACUCAAGUCUCUGCUGCUUCAGGCUCUGCGCUGGAGACUGACUCGCUCACUCCCUGGUGAACAGAGAGACACCGUGCUGCAGGCCUACAUCAGCAAUGAUCUGCUGGAGCGCUACAGUACGAAACAGAAAACCGUGCUUCAUUUACUGAGAUCAACAAACGACAUCGUCCGCCAGUACAUGGCUCGUCUCAUCAAUGCGUUCGCUUCCCUUGCAGAGGGUCGCGUUUACCUCUCCCACAUUCCCAUUCUUUUGAAACGUCUGACGGAGGUGCUCAGGAAGGAGGAUAAAGAGUCCCUGACGAGAGAAAAUGUUCUUGUGGCUCUGCAGAAACUCAGCCUCAGGAGAAGCCAGCAGACAGCCAUGAUCGCAGAUGAUCUGAUUGGCUGGCUGGUGGAUGAACUGCAGGACUCAGACUGCCUCAGUGACAACACUCUGGAGUACUCUGCGGCUCUGCUUAUGAACCUAUGUCUGCGAACAAAAGGAAAAAGGAAGUGUGCAGAGAACGCCAAGCAUGUGCUAAAGGUCCUGACUGACCUCCUCGGACAUGAGAACCACGAGAUCCGACCAUAUGUGAAUGGAGCCCUCUACAGUAUCCUGUGUAUUCCCUCCGUGCGACAGGAAGCCAAAGAGAUGAGUGUCGAGGAGAUUCUCCGCUGCUACAGCAAAGAGGAGAACCCGGACCUCAACAGACAGUUUGAGUUCAUCAUUAAACAGCUAAACUCAGCUGAGGAGGAGGGGCCAGAGUCGGAUGACGAAGAGGAAGAGGACGACAAUGACGAAGAUUUAAUGGAGACGGACCUUGACAAAGAGGAAGUCCUCCAACCACAGCACAGGGAACUGGCUGGAGAAUGUCUGCUCACCACCGAGUACCUGGGAAUUAUGACCAACAUGGCAAAAGUGAAGAGAAAGUCAACCCCUCUGCCACAGCCAAGUGUUGACGAGCCCCUACAACGGCCAGUCACCCCGAGUUCUCAUCGUAAUGUCAGCGCAGGGGAGUAUCGCGCCAACACUGAAGGAGGUGAGAGUAGCAGGGACAGGGAAUACCCUCUGAGCAGACAGAAGAGUGAGGAAGGAAGCCUACCUCCUUCCCGAUACAACUCCCGACCUCCGACACGCUCUGGCAGUCGCCCCAGUACUGCCGACUCCCUACGUCACAGCAUCGACUCGGAGUGUGGGCGGCUGUCCCAGGAGUCGGAGUUGGAGCGGCCAUAUGAAGGCAGAGCCAGGAAAGGUCGUUCCCAGGAGGAACACAAUGGACACUCUUCCAGUGGUGAUUACAUCCCUGAAUUUGCCAGCCAGCCCAAGAUUCCCCGCACACCUGACACAGCAGCCAACCAGAACAGCGCUCAGCGGAGCCGAGGCUCGGUGCUGGCGCCCCAGUUUUCACAGUCGGAGCCGCAGCAGAGCAGCCGGCCUGGCUCUGCCAACUCCGCCGGAGGAGGAGGAAACGGAGGCAGGCAGUCAAAGAGGAGGUGAAGAGCGAGCUGUCACCAUGGGGUAGCACUAUCUCCCCAGGAGCAUCAGGCUUCCUGUAACAUCAUCCUCCCAGGUUGUGAUCAGGGUCAGGGCAGCAGAGAUGGUUGAGGAUCAGCAGCGAGAGGAGGAGCAGGAGUGUGCGGAACAAUGUGUAGGAUUGUGGUUCUGCAUUUUUUUUUCUUCUCCCCCCUCCCCUCUUCGGCUUCAGCACAGACGACUUCUGUAACACAAUAUGAAGUCAGACAAUAAUCACAACCCCCAAGCCAUGCAGUCUUGUGAACCUCGUAGCCUCAUUUAGCCCUGGAUGUCUGCAGUCUUUCCUCAAGGUGAUACUUGGCACAUGUGCAACAUCCUCCAGCCAUGGCAUAGUGUCUGUACAACAAGAUGCAAUUAUUCUAAGUCAGACGCUUGAUUUCAGUUGGGGAAGUCCAAGACAAAUAUAUAUAUAUAGAAAUAUAUAUAUGUGUAUAUCACUUUCCUCUUGGUUUUUCUUCAGGCGUCCUGUUUCUUGUCAUUUUCUUUACCUUGGUAGGAAUAGACAGACUUCCAGAAAUGCAUAUUUUUGUGCACAACUCCUCAGUAUGUGUGCAUAAGUCUGAGCAUAAGCUUAAGCAUUUAGACUUUAGCAUAGUCAGAGUUUAGCUACAUGUAAAUGCAGGAUUUAAAGUAUAAAAAUACACUUUUUAUAGGACUUUAUUUGUCUUUAAACUAACUGCAGAUAAUUUUAAAAAAGCCAUCAAAGAAAGUCCGAUACGAAAGUAAUUUUUUCAAAGUUCUCAUCUUGAUUGUACAAAUCAAUACCCUUCUGAAUUUCACAAUGUACACUAUAUAUUGAUUUUUCAAUGGGGUGAAACAUAUCUUUCCGCAUGAAUAAAUGAUUGUACCAUACAAGCACAUCGCUCAUAUCAAAGUAGCUGCUCCGGGUUAACUGAUGCUCCAGGAAAAGCACAGGUCCUGGGAUGACUUUGUCACGCUAGUGCAUGCUUUUAACUUCCAUUGAGACCUUAUUGCUUUUAAUACCCACUACCGUGCAUACAUCUGGCAAAAAACUUGAAUUUGUGUGAAUGUCUUAAAGUACACAUUGUUUGCAUUGUGCUUUUGCACCGUUUUCAGGUGUGGUGAUGUGUAUUUAUGUGAAAUGUUCCAUUUUUGUUGUAAUGCAUUUUGAUAGAUGAUACUUUUUACAUGUUUUUAAAUACAUUUGUGACAUGUCA